AUGGUGGCGAGUAGCAAACGGACAGCCGCAGAAGCUGGCUUUUCACAUUCCCACUGUGGCAUCGGACAGACCCUCCACAACAUCACGGCCACACAAGCAUCAAACACGACUUAUGUGGACGGUACAGAAUCUAACAGUAUGAACGCUGAAGGCUCAGCAACUGUUACCUCACAAGAUUGGGCAGUGGCAGAGUCCAAGUCUUCCCGAAAGAAAAGACGCAAAAUUGAACGAGAAUCGGAUGGUGAUCCCAGCAUCAGCUUCUUCAAAACACGACCCGAACGUGUUGAUCUCAAGGCUUUGCAAGAUCUUGUUCUCUACAUUUUGGCAGACGGUGUCGCUCCAACCUGGCUGGCUGUAAAGAACGCAAGGCAGAUCAAGAAGGUGGUGGUGCUGAUGGUUCCCGCCCUGGAUCAGAAGAUGCUGGAGGACUCGGAGCUAUGGAACAGCAUAUCUGAAGAGAGCGAGAUGAAUAGCAUGAGCAAGCCUGACGAGUCAUUCACACAUCCUGAUUCGACCGCUCAAGCCCAACAUCCAGCCUCAGCCGACGCUUCAGCCAUCAUUUCGCCACCAGAAGCAGACUCUGAUCUUCCUCCACAACCCAAAUUGAGAGACAGUCUCCUCCGACACAUUAUCGAAGUCCGUGCCCCUGGGGAUUCACGCAUAAACAGAGUACACUCUCCGCUCCAAGGCAUGCUCAUCGCACCCUUUUCCGAAUCCACCAAGCAGAGAGAGAAGCACGGCAAAGAUGAGAAGUCUUUCCAAGCAGUCCGCACUCCCGUUGUAAACUUUGUCCAUGCAGUCAGCGAGUUGCGAGAAGCAGAAUAUCCAAUCCACCCUGCAGCAUUUGCAGAUCCGAAAGAUGCGCAACUGGAGAAGGAACGAAGAGAAAAAACAGGCCAGUCGAAAUCCUCCGGCUGGGUCGACACCGAUGUCUCCAUCUUCAAGCCUCGCAUCCUGCCGUCCUCCUCCCCUCCCAAGUCCCACGAUUUCUUGACGCAAGGUCUGAAAGCCUACGCUCUGGAUUGCGAAAUGGUCCUUACAAGUGAUGAAAAAUACUCGCUCGCGCGCAUCUCUGUUCUCGACUGGGCCGGCAGAACUGUGCUGGACAGAUACGUCAAGCCGGCACUGGCAAUAAAGAACUACUUUACGGAAUUUUCCGGCAUUACCCAGGAAAUCCUUGAAAAUGUCACGACGACGUUGGGGGACAUUCAGAGAGAGCUACUCAACAUCGUGGGACAGGAUACCAUCCUUCUCGGCCACAGUCUUGAAUCUGAUCUCAAUGCACUGAAACUGACACAUCCAUUCGUCAUUGACACGUCAAUCAUCUAUCCACACCCGCGCGGUCUGCCCUUGCGUUCGUCCCUGAAAUUCCUAGCAAACCGCUAUCUAAAACGGGAGAUCCAAAAGGGCGGCAUGAGCGGGCAUGACAGCGUAGAAGAUGCCAGAGCAGUGUUGGAUCUGGUAAAGUUGAAGUGUGACAAGGGACCUACCUGGGGAACUUUGGAUGCGAACGGCGAAAGCAUCUUUCGCAGGAUUGGAGGGACGCUUAAGAUGAGCGCCAACGGAGAGGUUGUGUUGAAGACCACAGCCAUUGUGGAGUAUGGGACGCCGGAGAGGGGACUGGGACGAGAUGCAACAUACAAGAUUGGUUGUGCGAAUGAUGAUGAGAUUGUACGGGGUGUUCUCAGGGCUGCUCAUGGGGAUUCGGUUGAGAACUCGACAGUUGCGGAACAUGGCAAGGAAGAUGGUGCUGAAGAGAAGCGCACGAGCCAUAGCGGAGAAGGAGAGACCCAAGAUCAUGAUCAGACCAUCCCGCUGGGCGGCACUGAAUUCAUUUGGGCUCGACUUCGCGAUCUUGAAGCCGCACGAGGCUGGAAUACACUCCCCAGCGACAGCUUUCUCGCACCUGCGUCUUCCUCCUCCUCCAGUCGGCCCUUACCCAGCGACCAAACAGACCACCUCAGAAGCGUGAUGCGUCAGACCCUUCAACGCAUCUAUCAAAUCUACGCCAACCUGCCGAGACGGACACUGCUAGCUAUUUACAGCGGCACUGGUGACAUGCGUCCCCUUCUACGGCUGCAAAAUCUGCAGGCCCAGUAUAGACGGGAGUUCAAGGUGAAGAAGUGGGACGAGCUCUCAGUGAAAUGGACGGACGUGGAAGAGCAGGAGAUGAAGAAAGAGUGUGAGAGAGCGAGGCGGGGGGUCGGGGUCCUGGCAAUUCGAUAA
Cladophialophora psammophila CBS 110553 is the source of this 2226-nucleotide messenger RNA. RefSeq lists its product as uncharacterized. Bases 1 to 2226 code for a protein of 741 amino acids. The transcript has a single exon. The record is from RefSeq and is a predicted model, not a curated record. Gene Ontology annotation, cellular component: nucleus. NCBI's taxonomy places the organism in Eukaryota, Fungi, Ascomycota, Eurotiomycetes, Chaetothyriales, Herpotrichiellaceae. Gene Ontology annotation, molecular function: exonuclease activity; nucleic acid binding.